AUGAGCGAUCUUCAAACAGCAAUUGAACAAGCUAAGGAAGCUUUAUCUGGGAACAAUGCCAAGAAAGCUUUAAAAAUUUUGAAACCAUUCAAGAAAUCAUUAAAAUCAGAGAACUCUUCCAAUGUGAUUCUUUUAGAAACAUUUGCUGAUGCAUAUUUAGAAAAUGGUCAAGUUGAUAAGGCGUAUCCAUUAUUAUCUCAAUCAUGUGAAUUAGAUCCCAAUGGGACUGUUGGUGGAGCCAGUAAAUUUUUCACAUUAGGUCAAAUUACAGGUGGCCAAGAUGGUAUUAACAUAUUAGCUAAAGGUAUUGAAAAUAUAUCAACGAUAGCAGGGGAUACAUUGACACAAGAACAAACUUCUAAAAUUGUUAGUGGACUUUUAUCUAUGAUUGAAAUUUGGAUGACUGAUUUGUGUAUGGAACCAAACGCUGAAGAGCAAUGUGAAGAAUUGAUUGGCAAAGUGAUGGAGAUUUCUGAAAAUAAAUCGCCUGAAGGUUGGUUGACUUUAGGUUCUAUUCGAAUUUCGCAACAAAGGUAUUCAGAAGCGUGUGAAGCUUUUGGCCAAUCAUGGAAUUUAUUUGAAGCGAAAAAGCAAGCAAUUGGACAAGAUAACAUAGAGCAUGAUGAUGUCGCGCUUAAUGGAGAAUAUGUGGAAUUAUUACAACCAUUGUUAGGUUUGGCCAAAAUGUGUAUAGAAGUGGGUCUAUAUGAUAUUGCUCUUAAAGUAGUUGGAGCCGUUAAGGAAAUUGAUGAAGAUAAUUUAGAAGCUUAUUAUUUAGAAGGUUUUACUUUCUAUUUGAUUAGUAAAGUGGAAGUUUUCAAAAAAACCAAUCCAUCAGCAAAUCUUUCUCCAGAAACUAUGAAUGAAUUAAAUCAACAUAUCCAAGAACUACCGUUAGAUUUGAAUGACACUUCAAUAAGUGAAAACAUUAGUGAAGCUCGUAUAGCAUUGAGUUUUGCUGAGAAUAUUGGUAAACUUUGCGAUCCAAAUGACGAGAUAUCACAAGAAAUUGUUCAAGGUACAAACGCAUUGUUAUCAGAAUUGGGAGGUAGUAUUGAAGCAAAAGAAUUACAAAAAUUGAGAAAGGGAGAGAAGUUGGAAGGUGAAGAAGACCUGAAUGUUGCAUUAAGUGAUAUUUCUGAUGAGGAAGAUUGA
This is a messenger RNA of Naumovozyma dairenensis CBS 421, 1155 nucleotides long. It is a transcript of the gene ACL4, whose product is annotated as Acl4p. Gene Ontology annotation, molecular function: protein binding. The record is from RefSeq and is a predicted model, not a curated record. The transcript has a single exon. The coding region runs from base 1 to 1155 and encodes 384 amino acids. NCBI's taxonomy places the organism in Eukaryota, Fungi, Ascomycota, Saccharomycetes, Saccharomycetales, Saccharomycetaceae.